AUGAACGCACAACUGUCGAUGGAUAUUGGCGACCUGCACGGAAUGAGCCAUGAGUCCGUGGGUCACGGAGAUCUGCUGAGUGGCCACAGUCCGCAUGCCCGUCCGAGCCCCCGGGGUCUAAGCCACCGCGCCAUGGGCAUGGCCACCCUGCUGGACGGCGGAGACUAUCACCCCGGUCACCACGGACACUUGCACCCAGCCAUCAGCAUGUGUGAAGCCCCCCCAGGCAUGAGUGCGAGCAGCACUUACACAACCCUAACUCCCCUGCAGUCCUUACCCCCAAUCUCCACCGUGUCCGACAAGUUUCCUCCCCAUCACCACCACCACCACCAUCCCCAUCAUCCUCACCAUCAUCCCCACCAGAGGAUCCCCGGAAAUGUCAGCGGAAGCUUCACGUUGAUGCGAGAGGACCGGAGUCUGGCGCCCAUGAACAGUCUGUAUCCCGCAUAUCAUCACAAAGAUCCCUGCAUGGGCCAGAGCCUCUCCCCGUUGUCUGGCUCCGGUCUGGCCAGCAUACACACAUCCCAAGCCGGCAUCCCCCCCUACGCUCAUCCCGGUGCCGCCAUGCCUGGUGAGAAGAUGCUCACUCCCAGCGGGUUUGAGGCUCACCACCCGGCUAUGCUCGGCAGACACACGGAGCAGCACAUGAGCUCCUCGGCGGGCAUGGUACAAAUCAACGGCCUCCACCACCACCACCACCCGCACGCCCACGUUGGUGCGCAGGGGCACGGCCAGGGGCUGGGGAACAGCCGGGAGCAGGCCUCCGGGCCGGGGCAGCAAGGGGGCUGCGGUGGAGGGGGUGGUGUUUCUGGGGGCCAGAUGGAGGAGGUGAAUACCAAAGAGGUGGCGCAGAGGAUCACCACAGAGCUGAAGCGCUACAGCAUCCCUCAGGCCAUCUUUGCCCAGCGGGUCCUGUGCAGGUCCCAGGGGACCCUGUCCGACCUGCUGAGAAACCCCAAACCGUGGUCCAAACUCAAGUCCGGUAGAGAGACGUUCCGCCGCAUGUGGAAGUGGCUGCAGGAGCCUGAGUUCCAACGCAUGAGUUCACUCAGGCUCGCAGCAUGUAAGCGUAAGGAACAGGACCACGGCAGAAGCGAGCGGGGGAGCGUGUCCAAGAAGCCCCGGCUGGUGUUCACAGAUGUGCAGCGGCGGACGCUCCACGCCAUCUUCAAGGAGAACAAGCGUCCAUCCAAAGAGCUGCAGAUUACCAUUGCCCAACAGCUGGGCCUCGAGCUGACCACAGUCAGCAAUUUCUUUAUGAACGCACGCCGCCGGAGCCUCGAUAAGUGGGUGGACGACGGCUCCGGUCACCCAGCCAACUCUGGGCCCAAUGCCUGCACCAAAGCCUGA
This is a messenger RNA of Cyclopterus lumpus (lumpfish), 1350 nucleotides long. It is a transcript of the gene onecut1, whose product is annotated as one cut homeobox 1. The transcript is spliced from 2 exons. Gene Ontology annotation, biological process: regulation of transcription by RNA polymerase II. Gene Ontology annotation, cellular component: nucleus. The record is from RefSeq and is a predicted model, not a curated record. Gene Ontology annotation, molecular function: RNA polymerase II cis-regulatory region sequence-specific DNA binding; DNA-binding transcription factor activity, RNA polymerase II-specific. NCBI's taxonomy places the organism in Eukaryota, Metazoa, Chordata, Actinopteri, Perciformes, Cyclopteridae. Bases 1 to 1350 code for a protein of 449 amino acids.